AUGGAAAUCGAGGACGAGCAUGAGCACUUAAAAGCGGUUCGACGGAACUGCGAGAAAUUAGGACUGCUGGUGUCCUCUUCUUCUUCUUCCGACGAGAAGGAGGAGGAGACGACGACGACGACGAUUUCGAACUGUUUGAGAAGUUUGCGCGCUCUUUUCUCGAGGAAAAAAGAAGUCUCGCCGAAGGAGUGUUUACGAGUGUAUUUGCAACAAGCGCAAAGCUUCCAGUCUUUAUUGGAAAUAUGGGACGCGCACCAUUUGAACAACGCGCAGAAAGUGGGCGUACCGUUACUGCUGUUCAUCGCGACGAUUUUGCGAGUGAAAGAUGAAGAAGAAGAAGAAGAAGAAGAAGAUGAUGAUGAUGAAGAAGAAAAGAACACCACCACUCGUGAUGAUGAUGAUGAUGAUAACGAGGAGAAGAAGAGAGAGAGAAGGCAAAGUGCGGCGGGAGCAUCGACGGCGUCGACCAGCGUAAGUCGGUUGGCUUUGGACGGCUUGGCGAGAAAUAUCAUCGCCAGACGGAUGCGGCAGAUGUAUUCGCACAUCGCGUCCGGGGUUCGGGUUCGGAUUGUAGCCGCUUUUGACGUAUUCACCGCGAUUGUCCAACGCGACGACGAUGGAAGUUUAGCCGAGGAGACGUUUAGGCAGUUUGAUUGGACGUUGCAGAUUUUACAAAAAGUUGCGACGCCGAGAAUCGAUAAUAAUAGUAGCAGUAGGAAAAAGAAAAAGAAGAACAAGAAUGAAGAUUCCGACGACGAAGAGGAUGCCGACGACGACAUCAGCAGCAACAACAACAUCAAAGACAACACCAACGGGAACGCUAAUGAUAAAAGGAAUGCGCACAUUUCGUUGUUCCGGGAAGAGCGAGCGAAGAUAAACCAAGCUGCGAAAGCGUCCAGGAAGAACAUUGAAAAGGCGUCAAACAGAUUCGCGUUUGCGCAGUUUUAUCUCGCAUUUUUAGAAUCGAACUACGAAAGCGUCGUGCGCUCGGCGGCAACGAAUCGUAACGUCAUGUAUUUGUUCGUAAGAAAUGUGGCGAAAGACGACUCGGAGACGCAGUGUCGGUUUCUGUCUGUUCUUUCGCAGAGCGUAUUGAAUAUAAACGUGAGCGCGAUUCAGACGCCGUUGAAAAUCAAGCUCGCGACGUUCACGGAUGUGCUUUUGGAGCAGUUGGCGACGAUGGCUGCUUUUAGCGAUGGUGUCACAAAUGCUGAAAAAGAUGAAAACAAGAAAGUGUCGGUCUUCUUUCGGGACACUACCGUUGCGAAAAUGGCUGUGGAUCUUUUGAAAGAAGUCUGCGUGAAUCCGCGACAUGGCAUUUGUCCAUCUCAGGUCAACGCGGGAGAUUUGAUAUCUCGCCUCUUGGUGAAAUUGCGUCCAGCAGAGUGUGAUGCGCACCUAUCUGUUCUCUCAGACGCGUGUGUUGCGCACCCACGACUAGCUGCACGAUAUGUUGCUCAGUUCUCAUCUGAUUUGCAACCGAAAAAUACAGAGAAGUGGUUGUCGACGAUACGCAUGUUGGGAGAUUUGAUUCAAACCUCCGCAGAAUACGGCGAGACGACGAUAGGAGAUUUUAGUGGUGGUAUCACGAACGAAAACAACAAGAAUGAUCGACACGACGGCGGCAACGAUGACGAAGACGACGACGACGAAAAGAUUGAGUUUAGUGCCAGGUGUUGGGCAUCGAGUGCGUUACCUUCGUCGUUAACGAAAUCUGUCUUUGUGAAAUCGCUCGGUCAUAAAAGCAUAGUCGUACGUCAGGCUUCUUUGCAAUUUCUAGCGAAAUGUUUGCGCGCGACGAGAAAGCGAAUAUAUUUGGCGGAAAAGAGCGCGAUUGCGAACCAGAUCAAGCAACGUAAAAAUAUUAGUAUUAGUAAUAGUAAUAGAAAUAACGGCGCUCAUCGUGGCCACGUGCUCGCGCGGAAGCGGGAGGUAUUGCGUCGCGCCAGAGGCAUAGCGUCGGCGGAUGUUUUCCCGGAUAUCUCGGUGCUCAUACAAAUCGUUAUGAAAGGAGGAGCGCACGCUCAAUUGACUAUCGAGAAGAUGGAUACCGAUAAAAAAGGAGAAGUUGAAUUCGACGACGGCGACGACGACGAAGGCAACGACGAGGAAGAAACCCAGGACGAAGUAUCCGAGUUUAGUCGAUUCUCCAAGCUUUUGGCCUUGGAAGCCUUGGCCGAGCGCAUCGCACUCUCACCUUCAGAUACCGUGAAUUAUGUUGAUGUCGCGAAGAUUCUUCCGAACACUCCCGACGAGCUAUUUCAAAAUACUCGCGAAAGUAUCGCUGCCGUUUCUGUUGCAAGAAACGCCUGCACGGCGUCCUCGGCGGUGUCGAAAAACACUCUCGUUGCAGUGUUCAAAUGUUACGCGUUUGCCGUGAUGAAAGAUGUUGCGGAUGAAAGUAAUGAUAUCCGUUUACUAUCCGAAAAUCUCAAGACACUCUUCAAGUUGAACAUAAUCGAGUCGAAGACGCUCGAUGGAAGAGGUGGAAGCGACAGAAGUACGAAACGUUCGUUCGAACGGGAAGCAGAGACGUACGCGCGCAGCUUUGCAAAAUGUUGCUGUAGCGCCUCGACUUCGCUCAACUUGACUUCAACACUCGCAGAUUUCUUAGCAGACGCAAUCGUCUCGGCGUCGAAACGAACAAGUCUCGACGCGUUCGUAGACGAAGAAUUCGCGCGGCCGACUCGGUUUAAUCAACCAGAGGAGCACAAUGGUAACAGCACUUCCGCGCUCUCGCCUCUGUCCGUGAUUGUGUUUGAAAAUGCCUUGAAAGUUUCAAAGAGUGUCAAAAAAUCCAAAGAAGAGAUUGACGUCGUUCGACAAUUUGCAGCCUCGCUCGUUCUCUCGAGUUUGCUUCGCACGACGGAUUUCUGGAAGCACGCAGUGACGUUGAACAAAAUAGGCGUUCAUAGCUUGGCGGCAUCAAAUUGUGAAAAGAAAGUGAUGAAGACGAUAGACGAUAUUUUAUGCGAAGAGCGGCAAAUAUUUCUGAGCAACCCGAAGAAUGCGAAGGUCUUUACGAUCGAAAACGUCGAAAUGGAUGUAGUCGAGAUCGCUGGCGCCUUAGAUGCGCAAUCUAAGGCAAAACUAUAUUCGCUCUUGCUGCAAACUUACGUUCACGAGGCGGAAGAUUUCACGAGACUUCUCCUAGAAGUGCUUCGAAAGAUCAACGAGAUGAGCCGAUCCGGUCGCGCUUCUCUUUUAAGCGCGGUUUCAUUCAGUGUUGCAAGAGAGCUGUCACGGACGGAACAUGACUGCUUUGAUAUGGAAAGCCAAUCGAAAAUUGCAGUUGCGUUGGCGAGAGGCAUUGAAGAUACAGAGCAGAAAUGUGGUGCGGUGCAGUCAACUCCUCGAAAACGUCUCGCGGAUGCGUUUUUGACGCACUCCGAAAACGAGUCCUUGGUCAUCUUUGCAAAGUUUGCUUCGGAAGAGGCUCAACUCGACGUAAUCGCAAAGAGUAGGCAAAUGACAAACUUCGUUUUAAUGGCUUCCGUGUCCGAUGUGUCUUUGAGCUCGCAGAGCGUCUCUUUUGAUGGAAAAUCAAAGAUUCUUGCGCAUCUGCUCGAGGUGUUAUUGGGAGAAGACGAUGUUGAGAAUACGGCCCCAAUACUACGUGUUCUUGCGCGCAUCUUUGAAAGAAACUCGUCGACGGGUCAAGAUACUAAUAUCGCAGCUCCGUACUCUUCAAUUACUCUUCGAGCUCUGGAGAAAAUUUUGAAAAGGAAGAGACAUAAGAAAAGUCAAGUUGUACUCGCGGAAGCUGAGUUUGUCUCGGCUCUCGUGAAUUCAAACGCAGGAGAGAUAUGCGCGGCUACAUUUUUACGGCAUUGCAACUUUAAAGAUGACGGUAUCGUGUUUGAAAAGGCGGCCUCCGAUGCCAUGCGAAAAUGCGCGGAGUGCGCAGCUAUUCGAGCCAUCGUAAAUGAAAGUGAUCGAACAGAGGUCUUGAGCGACAUCGCAUCGUUAGUUAUGAAGCAAAUGAAUCCAACAACCCAUGGAAAUAUGGUGUGCUCCGCUCGAGCUGUUCAAAUUGAAUUAAAUGGUGACAACGAGAAACAGAAGAAUAUUUUUGAGAAGAAACUUUCAGAUGCGUUGACGGAUCAAUAUUUUAAAGAGACUUUCGAGAAAGAACGCGUGGAGAAUAUAAUGAACGCUUUCAACGUAUGCUUUGACGUGAACUGUCCUGGAGUGUAUCGCGUAAGAUGCGUUAGCUUUAUUUUAAGAAAGUUAGUACUUCUGGAUGAAUUGAAGUCCGGUGCGGACUACCGCACGUUCAAGCAAGUUCUGGGGAAUAGAAUUAAAGAAGAACUCGAGUUGUGGGAUAAACGUGCGAAUGUGGAUGAUGCCGAUGUUCUCAACUGUAACAACGCAUUCACUUUUGCGGUGAACGAGAAUUUUAUGCUCAGCAACGAAGACGAUGUUAUCGAAUUAGUCAACGCCGCGCGAAUGUUUGUCUCCUCCUCGCUCAAGGCGAAAACGCUAAAAAACCAUCGCAGAGUAGAAGCGAUGGCUAAAAUCGUUGCAGCCCUCACGCCAAAUAAUGCAAAGAAAAUGAAGAAAAGGGAUAAACUGCGUGAAGUAUUUGAGGAGUUUGCAAUGUCAAGCUUCGAUUGCGUGUGCGAGAAUGAAAAAUUUGAGCACGCCCUUUUGUCGCGAAGAGAGUUGGAAGAAUACGAAAAUACGAAUGAGUUUUUGGAUUCCCUUCCGCAAAAUCCGUCUUCGAUGCACUUUGUUCGGGAACGCGUGGACGAGCUUUCGGAGAAAGUCUCUGCUUCUGUGUCGUCCUUCUCACCGCCGCAAAAUCAAAAGCAAUUUGCAGAAUUGAAGCUGCGGUUUGCAAAAGUUCUGCACGCGUCUCUCGAACUAAAACAUCGCCUACACAAGGAUACGCAGCAAUCGCAGCCAGAUAUAUGGGCGACAGAGAAAUCAGUUCAUGUUUUACCUCUUUUGCUUAAAGGAUAUAACGCGUCGUCAUCUGCUUUCGAUUCUUGCAUCAAGCGAACUAUGGUAACGCUCGAUUCACUUUCUGGACAAGACGUUCUUAAAAAGUGCGGCUUUGUGUUUGGAAGCGCGGCUGAAAAGUUUUUCGAAGGCAGUACUUGGAGUAGGCUAGUAUUUAACGAUGAUGAUGAUAACAACGACGACGUCAGCGAUACAAAAGCGUCAUUGAAAGAACGCGUCGGUAAUGCAAUCGGUACGUCGCUUUUGGAUUGCAGACGAAGUGCGAUGACGGCGACUGCUUUUCCUCAAAGACGAAAGCUUUUCUUCUGGGAAGAUAGUGAUACGGAAGAUGUGCUGCUUACCAAUGGGAACGAAAUUAUCAACCGAUUGGCGUACGAUCCGUCCUGGAUACUUCCAAUGACACUGCGAAACCUGGAAACAGAAUCGCUUUCGCCGAGAGAGUGUGUGCGUUCGGGCAUUCUCUCGGUUGUAAUAUCAGCACUUUCCUCCACCGAUACUAAUUUUCGUCGUCUCGCGAGAGCGAUAUUAUCAAUCAUGGAUGAAAUUGUGACUCGUAUAGUCACCGGGAAAACCGAAGACGGAGAAGAUAUCGAUUUAACCGAUGUGAUGUUGGCGCGAGCGUCGUUUCGCGAACGAACGCAAGUCCUUUCCAUUUUGCGAUGGAUUCGAAACUCAAACGAUAUGUGGAACAACGGCAUCUUCACGCGAGAUGAUGAAGAAAAAAUGAUCAUGCAAAGGAAGUGUCAACACGCAGAAGAUGUCGUCUGGCCAACAACGGCGACGUCGUUCGCGGCCGAAGCCAUGUGGCUCGCCUGUCGACCGGAAUCUGAAUUCUUCGUCGUCGCCAACAAGCAAGUCUUAAAACGCAUGUCCAUAGAUCUCGAUCGUUUGCCUAUGUUUCUCCCGCUGGUAAACGCCGGAGAUGCCGAUGCGAAAACCAAGCGAACCUGGGCACUUCGUCAACUCAAUUCUUCCUUCCACUCUUUGGGCGAUAAAGAAAACUUAUCCUCGCGGGUGUUUCGGAAACAGUUUGUGCUUGAAAUUUUGAGCUCACAAACGUGCUCGCACGCGCUCGCGGACAGCAACGUGCGGUCAAGAACCAUGCGAUUGAUCAAGAAUGUGUGCGAAAAUGUAAGCGAUUCUUUCUCGCUCGAACUUGUCGAACAUGUGAGCUUUGUUGCAUUCUUGACGAGACGUAUUGAAGAAAGCGUAUACCCGCGAGCUUCGGUUUCCUCGGCGCAGGAUGUAUCCGUCGAGCAUCGAAGUCAUGUGGCCGUGCUCUCUGCAAUGAUUUUAAAAGGUUUAGCAGAAGCACCCGACGCGUUCGUGUUUGCUGGACGAGAUUUCGUGGACGCAGUGCGACGCGUGAGAAGUGCAAUUUUAUCUCGAUUGGAAUCCAUCGACACGCGCGGCGAAUCAAACUCGAGAGAUGGCAGUUAUUCCACAUCGGAUUAUCUCGUCGCGAAGAAAUGUUUCAAACCAUAUCUCGAACUCCACGCCACCGUCUCAAGGUGCUUGGAAAAACGGCCCAAGUUGAACAGCCAACUCGCCACGGUAUCUGAGCUGUGCCGCCUGAUCGUCGUCGCAGAUAACAACAACGAUGACGUCGAGGACUCUUCUUCGCUGGCCAUCAAGACCGCGCUUGCAGAAAUCCUCGAAAUCUCGAGCUUUGAUUUUUCUUGCUUACUGGUGGAAGAAGAAGACGAGACAAAAAUGACGACGACGACUGCAGCGGUCGAACCCGCGGCGAUAUCGAUUGCAGCUUCCAUCUCUCACCUAACCGGGUGGUUAAACGAACACUUCUCUGCGAAGAACGAACCGAAAGUGGCCUCGCGGUUUCUAUGCCGGACGCUGCUAAACGCUCCGGAUGUUUUGCAAGACGCUCUCUUCACUUCAUCGGACGUGCGAACGUUUGCGAAAACCAUCGCAAGCGAUUACGACCGCCGUAGAAGGAGAGAAGUAAAUGCGGCUUUGGCGUUGCUCUUAGAUUUCUUGCUGGAUGAAAACGCUCCCGAAGCGAAGAAUAUUAAAAAUACAAUCGAAGAUUUGAUGCUUUCCAAUACUCAAAACGAAGGUAACGAGGUUCUUAUAGAGGCAAAGUUACGAGAAGUCUUCUUCUUUUCCUCCUCCCUCUCUUCUUCCGUCUUUGUAAAGAAGCGGGAGAAGAUAGAGGCUGGGAAGGAGACGCCAACGCCGUCCGCGUCGACGCCGAAGCCAAAAACGAGAAAGAGGAAGCAAACGCCUGGAAGUGGGGCGAAAAACAGACGCGCUGAAAAACGCGCGGCGAAGAAUAAGAAUAGUGAAUAG
Molecule: messenger RNA, 7272 nt
Organism: Bathycoccus prasinos
Lineage: Eukaryota; Viridiplantae; Chlorophyta; Mamiellophyceae; Mamiellales; Bathycoccaceae
Exons: 2
Coding region: 1-7272 (2423 amino acids)
Biological process (GO): maturation of LSU-rRNA from tricistronic rRNA transcript (SSU-rRNA, 5.8S rRNA, LSU-rRNA); maturation of 5.8S rRNA from tricistronic rRNA transcript (SSU-rRNA, 5.8S rRNA, LSU-rRNA)
Cellular component (GO): nucleolus
Source: RefSeq, a predicted model, not a curated record